AUGCAGUAUGGGACGGUGAACUCUUACACGCGGAAUGGACCACUUCGGUGGUCACAUUCAUUCCUCAAACCAGGCAAGCUCGUCAGCAUUCAGGCGUUGCGACCCAUCUCGCUCACCUCUUGCACGGCCAAACUUAUGGAGACCAUGGUCCGCGACCACCUGUCCGCAUAUCUGGAAAGGAAGGGCGUCUUUGGUGACUCGAUGUUUGAGUUUCGCCCCCAUCUGUCUGCGCAGGACGUCCUUCUCCAACUCCAGCACGACAUCAUUGUACCUACUACGAUGCGCCACAAUGACAAAGCCAUCCUAGCCCUCGAUCUCCGGGGUGCCUUCGACAAUGUAAAGCAUAGCAUCAUCCUUACCAAUCUUAACAGCACGAACUGGGGCUCGAAAGCUUUCCGGUACAUUAGGUCAUUCCUUUCGCAUUGCACUGCUUUCAUCCGCAUCGACUCUGCCGAACAUGGUCCGUAUACAUUAGGCACCCGCGGUACACCACAGGGAGCGGUUCUAUCACCCAUCCUUUUUAAUUUGGCCAUGCUCAAACUUCCUGCGCUCUUCGCUCAGGUCGAAGGCAUACAGUACGCUCUAUACGCGGAUAACAUCACAAUCUGGACCAAUUCUGGCUUUCCUGCAAAAGUUGAAGACAGCAUACAGCGAGCGGCACUUAUUGUGGACACUUACGCCUCAUUGUGCGGACUGGAGGGUUCCCCUACCAAAUCAUCUCUUCUCUCGGUAUCAUCUCUACCGCCACCUCAGAUAUCUCUGCCAUCUGGCCCCAUACCGGUUGUCACAGAACUCCGCAUAUUGGGCCUCUACAUCUCUUCUACUAUGAACCCUGGCUCCACCAUUGCGCGUCUUCGGCGCACUAGUGAGCAGGUUAGCCGUAUGAUUCGGCGGGUCUCCACCAAACGUGGCGGCCUUCGCGGUCGGCACUCCCUUCGCUUGGCUCACGCGUUUGUAACCAGCCGAGUCCUCUACGCUACUCCAUACCUUCGCCUGCGUCGCCACCACGAGAAUCAGUUGGACGCACUGCUCCGAUCGGUUUAUAAGCGAGAACUAGACCUCCCCAUUGCUACCUCCAAUCGCCGCUUUGCGGCCUUGGGUGUGCCCAAUUCGUAUGCCGAGUUGCGGGAGGCUCAUCGCACCAAUCAAAUUAACCGCCUGUCCCUGACGGUUCAUGGACGCCGCCGUCUGGACAGGCUGUCACUGAACACGAUCUCUACUCCACCACCCGAUUCCUCUGUUUCGGAGCUGUGGCGGCAAAAAAUUUGGGUCGAGCCUCUUCCUCGCAACAUGGAUCCCAGUCCAAAUAAAGGCAGAUGCAUAGCCCAAACACAACUUCUCCAUACCCGGUACUCCAACACUCCCGGUGUCUUCUACGUAGAUGUCUCAGGCCCAACCUCCUCGGGACACUUUACGGCCGCAGUGAUAUCCGAGGGUCACAACGUUGACGGCAUCUCUUUCCGCUCACCUGAUGCAACUCGGGCUGAAGAGGUAGCCAUUGCUUUGGCAGCCUCUCACCGCUCAGCAAGAGUGAUCAUCACGGACUCGCGCAUCGCCUGUUCCCGAUACCUGCAAGGUACCAUAGCUCCUCUGGCCGCCGACCUUCUCCAGGCUGCCUCAUGGCGCUUUGAACCUCACUCCAUCCGCAUAGUAUGGUCUCCUGGCUACUCGGGUCUCCCCGGUAAAAAAGCGGCUCGUGCCGCUGCCUGCGUUUCUCUCCCCCGGGCCGUUACCUCUUUCGACUCCGCGUCUCCCCCAGGCACCUCAGCUCUUACGCAGUACCGCGAAAUCCUUGAUUACUAUUGA
Messenger RNA from Rhipicephalus microplus (southern cattle tick), 1806 nucleotides. RefSeq lists its product as uncharacterized. The record is from RefSeq and is a predicted model, not a curated record. NCBI's taxonomy places the organism in Eukaryota, Metazoa, Arthropoda, Arachnida, Ixodida, Ixodidae.